UUUUGUGAGGGGGAGAGGAGACUUUGGAUGAGCCGCACACACACACGCACGCACGCACGCACGCGCACACGCAGCCUCCAGCCUCCUCCGACGACCUGCAGGAGCUCCUCUCUCCUCUCCUCCUUUUUCGGCGGAUUCUUUCAACGGAAACUUGCAGGAACUUUUGCAAUCUCGUCUCGUGGAUGCAUUUCAGGAUUGUCGCCAAGCCACUGGCAACAGCCCCCCCCCCUCCCUUUCCCUCCCUUUCCCUCCCUCCCGGCUCGUCGUGAAUCAUGUCACGCCGAAAACAGAAGAGACCCCAACAUCUCGUCAACAACGACCCAGGGGGGCCAAGGGUGCUCGCUCACGAUGACCUCCUGCGCUUGAAGUCGCCAUCCGCCUCUCUCGGGUCCGAAGUCACCUCUUCGGGGUCCUCUUCCUCUUCCUCUCCAAGCUCGCUCCAAGACCGCCAGCCGCCUUUGGCCCCACGCCCGUCCCCCGGCGGGCUACACGCGCCCUCCUUGCCCAACGAGAGCUCGCCCCCUCCCCACUGGCCCGACCACAUUGCGACCUUCGCUACCUCCCUACCGAACACUCACUCGUCCCUCUCGCCGGACUUUCCUCACCCGUCGCUGUCUUCCCAGACUCGCUCGCCUCCCCCUCCGGGUCAGACCUCCGGCCGCCAAGUCCCGUCGUCGCAUUCCGCCGUGGCCUCCCCGACGAUGGGCGUUUCUGCCACCGCCACUACUUCCUCCUCUUCGUCCUCCCGGCGUGUGCCCACUCCACGCGGCGGCGGCAGCGACGACAGUCCGGCUCAGCACCGGGCUUCCGGCUUGCCCGGCCCCCAGGUUCUCCGGGUGCCCCCCACCCUCGCAGUACUGCUGGAGGAGCUUCGUGUCUUACAGCAGAGGCAAAUCCACCAGAUGCAGAUCACCGAGGAAAUUUGCAGGCACGUUUUGAAGCUCGGAGGCGCCGUCCUGGGGCAGGAUGCCAACCCGCGAGUCAGCGGGGGCGAGAGCCACCAAAAAGCAGAGCCUUUGUCGCCGGCGCAACCCUCAACUGCCACGCCGGUCACCGCAGCCGCGGCCUCAUUGCUAAUGGGCCUUCCGUCACCCCUCUUUGCCCAGCCGCCGCUCUCCAAGCAAGGUCCUCCGCACGUCAACGGCAGCAGAACACCGUCGUCCGCGUCGUCUGCCGUGUCGAGCUCAUCCGUGGCUUCCCUUCAUCCGCUCUCUUUGUCUUUGGGGCUGCCGCCGCGCUCCUCGUCCAACGCCGCUUUAUUUGCUCACGGCAGCGGAAUGAGCUUCGCCGUCGGCAGCCAUUCCCAGGAGCUCCAAUCUGCAUCCUCCUCUCUGGGCUCCGCCUUGGCGUCGGGACGACCGCAGCACAUGUGCCGCUUUUGCGGCAAGGUCCUGAGCAGUGACUCGUCGCUGCAGAUCCACCUGAGGUCGCACACGGGCGAGAGACCGUACCAGUGUCCGGUGUGUCUGAGCCGCUUCACUACGCGAGGAAACCUCAAAGCUCAUUUCCUGCGCCACCGGGAGCAGAACCCAGAGCUUUCCCUCUCACUGCUGCCCCCCGCGCUCUCGGAUCAGACACCGAGCGUCUCGGCCUCUGGCGCCGCGCAGAGGAGGAGGAAGCGCCGAGCCGAUGACGACGAGUCAUUUCCCGGAGUCAAAGGAAGCGUUCCCGCCGGCGUGACGGAGAACAUGGCUCUGGGAUUCCUGUCCGGCGCAUCCCCGCGACCCUCUUCCUCUCUACCGCUGCCGCCCUCGGUGGACAUGGCGCUGCUGUCCACAGCCCAUUCCCUGCUCCAGUUGAAUCGGGCCUCAGCGGUCGCUGGCGCGCCGGGCUCCGUGCUGCCUUCUUCCACAUCGUCAUCCUUGUCCUCUUCCUCGCUAGCAAGUCAGUUGAAAGGAGUGAAGCAGCAGCGCUUUGAUGAAAACACUCCUCCUCACACAGCCCUCCACACACCUGCCUCCUACUCCCAAGUGGCUCACCUCCCCAAGAUCCUCUUCCCGGGGGGUGCCUCCCCACACCACCUGGCCCUCCUGCGGCCUACGGGCCACCCGUCUGCCUCCCACCUCUCUUCGGCACAUCGGCUCCCCUUCCCUUUCCCGCCGUUCCCCAAAGCAAGCACCUCUUCUCCUCCCUCCUCCUCCCCGAGCACCUUGGCUCAGACCUCAGACACCUCCAAACUGCAGCGUCUGGUACAGAAGCUUGAAAAGCAGCCGCAAGAAGGGGCCUCGUCUUCCUGCGCCCCCUCGCCCACCCUGCUGGAGUCCAACACUAACGGUCACGAUCUGACCACUGCCUCCGGUGCCUAUCGCAGGGAAAUGUUAGCCACUCUCGGCCUCAGUCCCAACGCCAGCCAAGGGCCCCGAGGCGCCACCUCCGCCGCCACCGCAACUGCCGCUUCACCUCUGACUGCCGCUCAGGCAGCCAAUCAGUGCGGUGUGUGCCUGCGGGUCCUCAGCUGCGCUCGAGCCCUGCGCUUGCACCAGGCCACCCACCUGGGAGAGCGCCCCUUCCCUUGUAAGCUCUGCGGCCGCUUCUUCUCCACAAAGGGCAGCCUCAGGGCCCACCUGGCCACUCAUCGAGCCAGACCAGCGAACUCCCGGGCACUUAACUCCUGCCCGCUGUGCCCACGCAAGUUCACCAAUGCCUUAGUGCUCCAGCACCACAUCCGCCUUCACCUCGGAGGCCAAAUACCGCCCGAUGAAGACGCCAUGCAAACAGAAGAUGGCGCAGAAACAGAGAACACGGCAUUUGUUGAUGAUGUGGGGAGCGAUUCGGGUAGCUCACCGUCGCGGGCGCAACAGCUCCUCCCGCUGGGCCUUACAAGUGCAACCUGCAAAAAUGCCACUGGCAAAACAGUCACAGCUUGUGAUGUCAAGACGGAGCCAUCUGAGGAUUCCGCACCCAGUGUCAGCCCACCCCUGACCCAUAAUCCCCACUUGGCAGGAGCUGAGGACCCCCUGGAUCUGAGCGAUAACCACCUCCACGAAGGUAUCCCCCUGAACGAUUCCCAACCUGACCUGGGAACCCCUGGCAAAGCCCCCUCAGACAACUCUGGUUCUGCCGCAGUGAAUGGCAGUGACGGCGCUCUCUCCUUGUGCAUUUCAAAGCUCGACGCGCCCAACGAAACUGCCGACGGUGACGGCUACAAAUGCACCCUGGCUCGAAAUCCUUUGCGUGCGCUCAGCCCUCCAGCCAGCCCAGCAACGUGCAGCUCAGCAGCUGACGUUAGCGCCCCAGAAGCGUUCCGAAGUGAAGGCGAGAGAGACAACAACACGUUCACAGUCCCACAACCUCUGACAGCGGCAGAACCACAGGAGAGUUCAGAGAGCCCUGAGCCGCCUGUCGCGGCGUCAGGAACACGCUCCCAAUAUCUCCGCUCGGACAAACCCUACAACUGCUCCCAGUGCGGAAAGACGUACGCCAGCCGCAGCGGCCUAAAGGGUCACAUGAAAACUCACCCCGUAGCUUUGGCCGCCUCCUCGAAGGCUCAAAGCGACAAGAGCGACGCUGCCGAGGAUCCGAGCUCCAUGGAAGAGAAGAACGAAGGCCGCGCAGAUCCAGGAGCAAAGCAUUGCGAUGAGGCUGCCUGCUGAACUUAUGGACAUUACAACAUAAGACAGUGUAGUGUGUACAUACUCUUGACAGUCCAAUGUCCUUUUUCUAGUCCUUUCGUCUCAUAUAGGUGAUAGAGUGUACCCCGCAACUCGCCCGAAGGUAGCUGGGAUAGGCUCCAGCUCGCCCGUGACCCUAGUGAGGAUAAGGGGUACGGGAGAUGAAUGAAUGGACAACCCCAAUUCCGACCAAGUUGGGACCUUGUGUUAAACAGAAAUCAAAACAGAAUACAAUGAUUUGCAAAUCCUGUUUGACCUAUAUUUCAUUGAAUACGCUACAAAGACAAGAUAUUUCAUGUUCAAACUGAUCAACUUGAUUGUUUUUAGCAAAUAAUCAUGAACUUAGAAUUUGAUGGCUGCAACACGUUCCCCAAAAAGCUGGGACAGGCUCAUGUUUCCCACUGUGUUACAUCACCUUUUCUUUGAACAACAUUCAAUCAACGUUUGGGAACUGAGGACGCUCAUCGUUGAAGCUUUGUACGUGGAAUUCUUUCCCAUUCUCGCUCGAUGUACAGCUUCAGCCGUUCAACAGUCCGGCCGGGGUCUCCGUUGUCGUAGUAGUGACGCUUCAUAAUGCGCCACGCAUUUUCAAUGGGAGACAGGUCUGGACUGCAGGCAAGGCCCAGUCUAGUAGCCGCGCUCUUUUAGUACGAAGCCACGAAUGUGGUUUGGCAUUGUCUCGCUGAAAUAAGCAGGGGUGUCCUUGAAAAAGACGUCGCUUGGAUGGCAGCAUAUGUAUCUCCGAAACCUGUAUGUACCUUUCAGCAUGAAUGGUGCCGUCACAGAUAUGCAAGUUACGCACGCCAUUGGCACUAACACAGCCCCAUACCACCACAGAUGCUGGCUUUUGAACUUGGCGUCCAUAACAGUCCGGAUGGUUCUUUUCCUCUUUGGCCCGGAGGACACGACGUCCACAAUUUCCAAAAACAAUUUGAAAUGCGGACUCGUGGGACCACAGAACACUUUUCCACUUUGCGUCGAUCAUCCAUCUUAGAUGAGCUCGGGUCCCAGAGAAGCCGGCGGCGUUUCUGGGUGUCGUCGAUAAAUGGCUUUUGCUUUGCAUGGUAGACUUUCAAGUUGCACUUCCGGAUGUAGCGCCGAACUGUAUUGACUGACUUUGGUUUUCUGAAGUGCUCCUGAGCCCAUGCGGUGAUAUCCUUUGCACACUGAUGUCGGUUUUUGAUGCAGUGCCGCCCGAGGGAUCGAAGGUCACGGGCAUUCAAUGUUGGUUUUCGGUCUUGCCGCUCGCGUGCAGUGAUUUCUCCAGAUUCUCUGAACCUUUGGAUGAUAGAAAUCCCUCAAUUCCUUGCAAUUGUACGUUGAGGAACAUUGUCCUUAAACUGUUGGGACUCUUUUCUCACGCACUUGUUCACAAAGAGGCGAACCUCGCCCCAUCUUUGCUUGUCCUUUUCUAGCCAAUCACGGCAGCCGCCUGUUCCCAAUGAGCCUGUGGGAUGUUCCAAACGGCUGUUUGAUGAGCAUUCCUCAACUUUUUUGUCACCUGGCCCAGCUUUUUUGGAACGUGUUCCAAGUUCAUGAUUAUUUGCUAAAAACAACGACGUUUGUCAGUUUGAUCAUGAAAUAUCUCGUCUUUGUAGUGUAUUCAAUGAGAUAUAGGUCGACCGUGAUUUGCAAAUGAUUGCAUUCUGUUUUGAUUCAUGUUUAACACAACGUCCCAACUUCAUUGGAAUUGGGGAUGUCGUUUCAUUUCUAUUGACUGAAACUUUUAGAAUGUUGCAUGUCAAAGAGCUCAGCAGGGCCUUCUUGUCUCCACAUCGGCACGGUCAAUGUUAGAUUCAAGUGUCUGACUUUCUUGUAAAUGCGAGCGACCUCGUAUGCCUUACUUUCUUUGUUCUGCAACGGCGACGCUGCUGCCGAACGUAUGCGCUGCUCCAGCAUCUCCGGCUCUGAAUGUGUCGCUAAGCGUGGCUAACGCUACUCACGAUGAUUGUUGACCAGGUAACCCCAGGCAGGCACCACCCCAUCUUAAAGCGUACCUGCUUUUUGACAGUCCAACCAAAUGUUUGAAAAUCGUAAGCCCUUUUUAUAUAAAUCUGUUCCCAAGGUAAUAAAACAAUGGCAAUGUAAACAUC
This is a messenger RNA of Phyllopteryx taeniolatus (common seadragon), 5704 nucleotides long. RefSeq names its product sal-like protein 4. The transcript has 3 exons. The record is from RefSeq and is a predicted model, not a curated record. Gene Ontology annotation, biological process: regulation of transcription by RNA polymerase II. Gene Ontology annotation, molecular function: RNA polymerase II cis-regulatory region sequence-specific DNA binding; DNA-binding transcription factor activity, RNA polymerase II-specific. Gene Ontology annotation, cellular component: nucleus. NCBI's taxonomy places the organism in Eukaryota, Metazoa, Chordata, Actinopteri, Syngnathiformes, Syngnathidae. The coding region runs from base 273 to 3593 and encodes 1106 amino acids.